Molecule: messenger RNA, 4447 nt
Organism: Scophthalmus maximus (turbot)
Lineage: Eukaryota; Metazoa; Chordata; Actinopteri; Pleuronectiformes; Scophthalmidae
Exons: 2
Coding region: 27-1274 (415 amino acids)
Molecular function (GO): zinc ion binding; nucleic acid binding
Source: RefSeq, a predicted model, not a curated record
UGGUCUUUGUUUGGUGUGCGGGAGGAAUGGCGUCCUCCGAGACGCCACCUCCGUCGAUCCGGCAGGGAGCGAGGAUCGUCCCGCCGGACAGUGACAGCACCGUGGAGGAAGUCCUCCUGGCGGUCGGACAGCAGGUCGGACACGACCAGCUGCUCUUCGCGUCUCGGAUGAACAGGGCCGUGGUGGUGUUCCUCAGGGACGAGCCGCAUGUCCAUCAGCUGGUCGAGAGCGGAGUGUUCAUCCGGGACAUCUUCGUGCAGGUGUCCCCGCUGUCAGCUCCCUCCACGCGGAUCACCGUGUCCGGGGUUCCUCCGUUCAUCCCCAACGAGCUGCUGGAGAACGAGCUGCGGAGGUUCGGCAAGUUGGCCAGCGGCUUCAGGACGCUGAGCCUGGGAUGCAGGGAUCCCAAACUGAGGCACGUCCAGUCCCUGAGGCGACAGGCCUUCAUGUUCCUGGACUCGCCCACGCAAACUCUGGAGGUGUCGUUUAGAGUCAAGCACGGUGACGGGCACUACGUGGUGUAUGCAAGCUCGGGAAGUGUGAAAUGCUUCGAGUGUGGAGACGUGGGACAUAAACGCUAUGCGUGCCCUCACAGACAUGCGGCGUCCGGCUCCGCGUCCGCGUCCGGCUCCGCGUCUGGUUCCGCGUCUGGUUCCGCCGAUGCGGCGCGCAGCGCCGCUCACGCCGGGGCAGCGGCGGGUGAUGCGGCGCCAGCGGCCGGUGACGCGGCCGGUGAUGCGGCCGGUCCCGAGUCCGCCUUGCCCAGUGGGCCUGGUGGGCUCGAGGUGGUGGAGGUGGAACAGACUCUGGCCGAGAGGCAGCAGGCGUCUGCGGCUGCAGGAAACCUGAGCAUCUCUCAGUGUGCAGGACCAUCACAAGCACAGGCAGCAGUCAGGACUGAAGCAGACAGAGAGCACGGUGUGACCCCCAGUGAAGAACAGGGGGGACCCACUAGCCAGGCACCAGCUCAGGGAGAUGACAUGGAGUAUGACUCGGGGUCAGACACAACAUCCGUUGGUGAAACUCCCGUCAAGAGUACUGAUCUCUACUCACUAGAGGAAAUUAACAACUUUCUAGAUGAGACUUUCAAGAAAUCAGUGAAAGUGAGCGAUCACUUCAGUGACAUUGAUAAAUUCAUCAGAUCUGUUAGUAUACUAAAAAGGGUGGUCGGGUUUGAUCUGUUGGAUGAAAAGAAACGCUUCCGACUUAAAAAGCACAUCACAGCUUUGAGGAAAGUGUCAAUAGUUCGACCUGUAAGAAAGACCAGGAAAUAGAACGAUCAUGCAUCACAUGGUGUUUUCUUCUAUUUACGUUUCUCUCCUUGUUUCAACUUGUUUCCUUUUUUCUGAACUCUUUAUGCGGAGCCUCAAGAUAGGAUCUUUAAACAUCAAUGGAGGGAGAGACAGACAGAAAAGGGCUCUAAUUUCUGAACUCUCGACACUAAAACAUACAGAUGUGUUGUUCCUACAGGAAACACAUACUACUCCAGCAGACGAGACAGACUGGGGUCUUUGGUGGGAAGGUCCCAGGGUCCUUAGCCAUGGCACCAACUUCAGUGCAGGAGUAGCUGUGCUGUUCAAAGCAUCUGCAGGGUUAACUCUCCUAUCUUUUACUGAAGUGGUGAAGGGCCGUCUGCUUAUUGUUAGAGCAGAAGUAGAAGGGUCAGUUUUUUGUUUCGUUAAUAUUUACGCUCCAAAUCAGGGAACAGAGAGAGUUGGGUUUUUUUACAACCCUAAGAAAUGAGCUGAGGAAUUACCAGCAGGAUCAGCUCAUCAUCGGUGGAGAUUUUAACUGCACCACGGAUUUCACCAUUGACAGGACAAGUGAGGAACCCCACCCACAGUCAGCUCAGAGCCUCAACAGCCUCAUCACAGAUAUAGAUCUGUUAGAUGCAUGGAGAGUGAAGCAUCCACAAUCUAGGCAGUACACAUGGGUGAGGGUCAGCAAUAACAGGGUGAGUGCAGCAAGACUUGACAGGAUUUACAUCACUCAAAGCCUCAGCUCAAGACUAGCACACAGUAAUAUCAGUCCAGUAGGGUUCACUGACCAUCAUUUCAUUAGUGUAGAGUUGGUCAUCUCACCAGGCAACAGGGUCAAAUCCCACUGGUUUUUCAACAACAAGCUCCUGCAGGACAGUCAUUUCUGUCAGAGCUUUGAAUGCUUUUGGCAGAAGUGGAGGGCGGAGAAAACAAACUUUAGUUCUCUGAAGAUGUGGUGGGAGGUGGGUAAAGCACAGAUUCGUGGUUUUUGCCAGCAGUACACCUCCCAUUCGACUGCUAGAAUCAAGGUAGUUGUCCAGGAGCUGGAAACCACCAUUAAAAACAUUGAAGAGGGGUUGCACAAUAAUCCAGACCCCUCAACAGGUCAACUGUUGAAGGAGAAGAGGUUGGCGUUGAGCUCCUUUCUGCAGGAGAGAGUGAAGGGAGCUCUAGUUAGGUCUCGCUUCCUUCAGCUCAAGGACAUGGACGCCCCCACCUCCUUCUUUUUUAAUCUAGAAAGGUCAGCGGCUCAGAGGAAGCAGAUGACCUGCCUUCAACUUCCAGGAGGCAGAGUGACCACCAGUCCAGGAGAGAUGAGGAGCCAUGCGGUGGGUUUCUAUGCCAAUCUCUUUGGGGCGGAGGAGUGCAGCAAGGAGUGCCGUGAGGAGCUCCUGGACGGGCUUCCACAGCUCAACCAGGGUGAGAAAGCUGCUCUCGACGCUGACCUGACGAUGGAGGAAUUAACAACCGCUGUACAUCAGAUGUCUUCCGGAAAGGCACCUGGAAUUGAUGGUCUCUCCUCUGACUUCUUCAAGCAAUUUUGGAACUUUCUGGGAGCUGAUUUUCACAGUGUUUUAACGGAAUGCUUCAGGACAGGAUCACUUCCUGUCUCCUGUCAGCGAGCCGUGCUGUCUCUGCUGCCAAAGAAGGGAGACCUGGCCUUACUAAAGAACUGGAGGCCAGUUUCUCUCCUCUGCACAGACUACAAACUCCUCUCAAGGGCUUUAUCAAAUAGACUCAAAAACAUUCUGGAAAUAGUUGUACACUCGGACCAAACCUAUUGCAUUCCUGACAGAACAAUUAUGGACAAUAUUUUUCUUAUGCGUGAUGUAAUUGAUUUAUGUAAAUAUCAUAAUUUAAGUGUUGGCAUUGUUUCUUUAGAUCAAGAGAAAGCUUUUGAUAGGGUUGAUCACUCAUAUUUGUUUUCUGCACUGAAGGCGUUUGGUGUUGGUGAUGGGUUUCUGGCUUGGGUUGGUGUAUUGUACCGUGAUGCACAAUGUUUGGUGAAGAUGGGGGCAGGGCUGAGUCGGCCAAUCCCAGUAAAACGAGGUAUCAGGCAGGGCUGUCCUCUCUCAGGUCAGCUGUACAGUCUCGCUAUUGAGCCAUUACUGUGUAUGUUGAGGAAGCGACUCAGUGGUCUCACAGUGCCUGGGUCACUCGGACUCGACCAGGAUUUUCCGGCUCUUUCGGUCUACGCAGACGAUGUGAACAUCCUGGUUUCCAACCAGCAGGAUGUUCAGAAUGUGCAGGACACCCUGUCGUUGUAUGAACGAGCGUCGUCUGCACGGGUCAACUGGGCCAAAAGUGAAGCCUUGUGGGUAGGACAGGGGAGGGAUCAGGUGAUGCCUAGUCUGCCUGGGGGGCUUGAGUGGGGGCAGGAGGGGUUGAAAGUUUUAGGAGUGUUUUUGGGCUCAGAGGGUUUUCAAAAGAAGAAUUGGGCGGGAGUGAAGGAGAAAGUGUGUGCUCGGUUGUCUAAAUGGAAAUGGUUGCUACCCCAGCUGUCCUAUAGGGGAAGAGCUCUGGUGGUCAAUAACUUGGUUGCCUCGACCCUUUGGCACAAACUUAUUGCCCUGACGCCACCGAGAGGCCUGAUAGAGGAAGUUCAGAGAUCCAUCGUGGACUUUUUCUGGUCAGGUAAACACUGGAUCCGAGCAGCUGCCCUCUACCUGCCUGUGGCUGAAGGAGGACAGGGACUAAUAAACAUCCAGGCAAGGAUCGCAUCAUUUAGAUUACAGUCAGCACAAAAACUACUCUUCAACUGUGUCCCGAGGUGGUGCGACACAGCCCGACUGCUGCUGAGGAGAGCUGGACGUUUGGGCUAUGACAAGCACCUCUUCCUCCUACAACUUGGGGACGUGGACCUGACUGGGCUGACGCCGUUCUACUCGUCUGUGCUGGAGGCAUGGCAGAUUUUCCAGGUUACACGCAACGUCAACGAGACUCCGGGCCUGUGGGUGUUUGAAGAACCGUUGUUCUUCAGCAACUUCCUCAGGACCCGGACGCUGCAGUCUGCCAGCCUCCGAGCCAACCUCAGAGAAGCUGGAUGUACCAAACUAGGCCAUCUGAUGAGGAUGACGGCGGCGUCAGUCAACAGACUGAGGGAGACCAGCAACAUCACCUCUGCCAGGCUGGUCCACAGAGUGGUGGAGGAAGUCUGUGCUGCUCUGCCACCAACCUUGAGAGCACUG